This is a messenger RNA of Cladocopium goreaui, 360 nucleotides long. NCBI's taxonomy places the organism in Eukaryota, Dinophyceae, Suessiales, Symbiodiniaceae. The record is from the annotation of a GenBank genome assembly.
AUGGUCAAAAUGCCGCAUGCAGCAAUCUACGACAGCGCCGAACGAUUCUGUUGCCUUAUUGCCAGGGAAGUCGGAAGAGCAGGAUCUAGGAAGGGGACCGUGAUUUCCCUCAACUCGCGCAUGCAAAGCUGCUGCCUUUUUCAAGGUUUUCAAUGCCUUCUGGCAAAGACACCUGGAGCUCGACAGGACUCUGGUCGGCCUCAGUGGCAUUGGGAUAAGCUGCGCUAUCCUUCAUCGAUCGGCCUCCUGACCUUGGCCACGGACAGAGGUAGCUCUGCCUGUGCUCCCAAUCAAACCAUUGGGUCAACUGCAGAAAGCUUGGCAGCAGAUGGCUUUGCAGGCACUGAUUGCGUAACCUGA